Thrips palmi is the source of this 2677-nucleotide messenger RNA. RefSeq lists its product as uncharacterized. The coding region runs from base 504 to 2375 and encodes 623 amino acids. The transcript has 12 exons. The record is from RefSeq and is a predicted model, not a curated record. Lineage: Eukaryota; Metazoa; Arthropoda; Insecta; Thysanoptera; Thripidae.
GGAGGGGGGCCUGCUGAGUCAGUCACGAGACGGCCUGCUGCGGAACUGAGAAGCUGACGUCACGAAGGGCAGCCUUUGAAGGGGACCCUUUGAAAGAGUUGUUUUUGCGCCGCCUGGUUUUAUCACCAGGCUACUGUUUCAAGCGGCGUCGCCGGCCGCCCCUGGGGGGAAGGGGAGCACGACGGCGAAUUCCAGAACGGGACGGCUCCUCGGAGAACGUGUCACGAGUCGCGGCGCGGGUCGUCCAGUGCAGUCACGGCCUCCAACCGUGCACCAUCACGCGUGCGGACCCACAGCCCGUCAGCGGAAGUGCGGCGCGAUCGUUCCUUCGGUGGCGCGUUCGGCGGAGAGCAGUGCUGUGUCCUUGGCUUGACCGCCCACCAGAAGUCUAAAGACGUGCUCGCCUGCCUCCUCAACCCCGCCGAGUGCCUAGGCUGCACCCUGCGUACUGCGUUACCGCGAGGGCACGUUUUUGUUGAUUUUUUGCAUUGGAGGUUCUGACGAUGUCUAGCAACUCGUCGGCUAAUGGUGAAGACGCGGGGCCGUGCGCGGUGUGCGGUGCGCAGGGACGAGCGUGCGCGCGGUGCCGCGUAGACUUCUACUGCGGCAAGGACCACCAGCUGCAGGACUGGCCUCGCCACAAGCUGGGCUGCAGCUUCCUCGAGGUGCGCAGUGACCCGUUGCUAGGACGCCACUUCGUGGCCGCCAAGGCCAUCCCCGCCGGCACGGUGUUGAUGCGCGAGACUCCCCUUGUCUCCUUCCCGACGUCUUGGGACAUCCCUGCUGAUGGAUCACCCUUCACCAUGUGCGUGGGAUGCGGCAGCGAGUCGCGCGAUUACUUGGCGGCGUGCGUGGCGCAGUGCAAGUCGUGCGGCUGGCCGGUGUGCAGCGCCGCCUGCGGCCUGCGCGAGGAGCACCAGGCCGAGUGCGGGGCCUUCCAGCGCGCCGGCUUCAAGCUCAAGGCUGGGGACGCGAACCGCCCCGGCGCCGCGAGGCUGGACGCCCUGACGGCCCUGCGGGUGGGCCUGGCCUUCGCGGACACCAAGGUCGGCGCGAGCUUGCGCCGCCUGCCCAGCCGGCUGCCCGAUCUACAAGCUGCCCUCAAGGACGCCGGCGUGCACCGCCAGGCCGUCGAGGACAGCCACAAGGCGUUCGCCGGGAGGCUGCGCCGUGCUUCGCAGUGGCUGCGCGACGAGGCGCGGGUGCACUGCCUGUCCGCGGAGGAGCUGGAGCGCGGCCUGGCCGUGGCGCUGCUCAACGGCAUGGAGGGCGCCAGCGGCAGCGAGUUCUACCUGAUCGGAGGCGUGUUCGCGGGGCUGUCCCUGGUGGGCCACAGCUGCUUGCCCACGGCGUGGCGCUACGCGUGCCGCCGCGACUCCAAGGACAUGCAGCUGGUGGCGUCGCGGGACGUGGCCAAGGGGGAGCGCCUCACCACGUCCUUCAUCCGCGACCCGCUCAGCGCCUCCCUGGGCUGCGACACGCAGCGGCGCCGCGCCGUGCUGGCCGACAUGACGGGGCGCGUGUGUCGCUGCGCGCUGUGCGAGGACCCCACGCAGCGCGGCCUGUACCUCAACUCGUGGCGCUGCGCCUGCUGGCAGCACCAUGGCUGUCACGAGCUGGUGCUGGUGCUGGAGGGCGGCCGCUGGCGGUGCGACGGCUGUGGCUGCGAGGGCGCCACGUCCGCGCAGGACGGGGAGAGGUUUCUCGGGGGGCUGCUGGGCGCCAUGGUGUCGGGGCGCGUGGGUGGAGGCCAGGCCUGGCUGCCGGAGGGCGCGCAGCUGGACGGCGCCACGGGCCAAGGACUGCCCCUGCUGCUCGAGGAGUACUUCGGGGACCUGGUGGCGGCCCGCACCACGGAAGUGGCGCAGUGGGAGGAGUUCAUCGCGGACGCGCUGCCGCCCAACGGGCCCCUGCACCCCACGCACCACCUGGUGCUGCGCGCCAAGCGGCAGAUCCUGUGUCCCGACAAGGACGGCGUGGAGGCCGACAUCACGAACCUCAAGCUGCGCAUGCCCAAGACGAUCGACGAGGCGCGGCGCUACUCCUCGCACGGCAGGGACCUGCUGCGGGCGGUGGAGGUGCUGCGUCCGGGCGUGAACCACUACCGCACCGACCUGCUGCGCCAGCUCGUGGUGCUGGACGUGAUGAGCGUCACCCUGUUUGCAGCCCUGCCGCCGUGGCAGUGCACCGCCCGGAGGGCCGAGUGGACGACCAUUGUGAAAGAGUUCGCGGAGGAUUUGUCCACUGUGAAGAAAGCCUCUGUCAGUCCUUUCGAAGUAGAGACGGUUCACUCUCUUAUUUCGCAGAAGAACAUGUUGUUAGCUGCUCUGAAUCCAGUCUUAAAGAAGGACACUCAAGAACUUCAAGUGAUUUAGAAAGACUAUCUCAACAAAAUGUAAUUUGCUGUUAGGAGGGGUCACGUGUCAUGCGUCCUAUUUGCCAAUCAAUAAUUUGAAUUAUUUUGGUGAGAUGGUCUAUGGUGGGGGGAAUGUAGUUGUGGUUCUUUUAGUCCGUCUUGUGGUCAGUGAAUUGGAGAAUUUGAAGUAAUAAAGAAAGAUGGUCUAAAACAUAAACGUUCUUGUAUUGUUGGGAAGGGAUCAUGGGUCUUUCCGUGCUUUUGGUCUAAUGAAUUGACUUUAUGUCUACUCAUGCCAAUAAAGUCUAAUGCGUUACUUGA